This is a messenger RNA of Balaenoptera acutorostrata (minke whale), 3817 nucleotides long. Its product is annotated as zinc finger protein 83-like. Gene Ontology annotation, cellular component: nucleus. NCBI's taxonomy places the organism in Eukaryota, Metazoa, Chordata, Mammalia, Artiodactyla, Balaenopteridae. The transcript has 4 exons. Gene Ontology annotation, molecular function: RNA polymerase II transcription regulatory region sequence-specific DNA binding; DNA-binding transcription factor activity, RNA polymerase II-specific. Bases 316 to 2097 code for a protein of 593 amino acids. Gene Ontology annotation, biological process: regulation of transcription by RNA polymerase II. The record is from RefSeq and is a predicted model, not a curated record.
UGCACGUGUUGGUCUCUGUGUGGGAGUUUACUGUCCUGAGCCCCUCCUGGGACAGUGGGCAGCAGGGGACUGUCUGUUCCACAUGCUGAGGUCUUCCCUGUGUGUGUGGUGGUGACUCAGGAAGGGGCUGUGUCAAUUCUAAGCAUUAAACAGCCUGUUUCCAGCUUUGAAGAUCGACCUCUAAAGACUCACGUUGUCUGAGGAAGAAGCCCAGAAGAGGAGGGAGAGGAAAGAAAAGGAGUCAGAAAUGGCUCUUUCUCAGGGACUGUUAACAUUCAAGGAUGUGGCCAUAGAAUUCACUGAGGAGGAGUGGGAAUGCCUGGACCCUGCCCAGAGGGCCUUAUACAGGGAUGUGAUGUUGGAGAACUACAGGAACCUGAUCUCCGUGGUGUCUUCCGGUCGAUGAUUGUUCAGCAGUUAGUUGUGAUUCCAGUGUUCUCGCAAGAGGGAGUGGAUUUCUGCAUUUUAACUGUUCCCUGUGUAUGCAAAAGGAGGCAAGCAGUGGAUAUCUCUUAUAUGCACGUGAUUGAGAUACUACAACUGAAAGCAAAUACUGAUAGAGGAGAAGUAUUCCAAACAGUGAUGUCAGAAAGACAUGAAAGGAAUGAAAUGAAACAUUUUUACCUCAGCGAUGUGCAAGAAAAUAUAUAUGACUUGGUGUCUCAGAAGAGAGACGAGGAAAGUAAUUACAAACGAAUACCUAUAACCCAUAACGAAAAUCUCCCUGAGAAGGGAGAUCAACAUGUUAGGAGUGUUGCAGGAAUCAAGCCUAUUGAAAACAGGCUGGCAUUAAGGUUUUGGGUUGAACUGCAUAUAUUUAAAAGUGAAGAGAAGGUUGAUGAAUUUAUUCGAGUGGACAAGGAUAUCAGGAGUAGUGCCUCAUUUUCACCACUUGAAGGAACUUCUUCUAGUGUGCAAAACAACAUUUCUAAUACAUAUGCGAGUGGUUUUGUGCGUCCUUCAGUAGUGACACAAGAACAAGAAGCACACAGGGAAAGAUCUUACAAAUGUAAUCUGUGUGGCAAAACCUUCCUUCAGGGAUCAUACCUCAAAAGACAUCAGAUCUUCCAUACAGGAGGGAAAGUACAUAAAUGUGAUGAUGUAUGUGAAAAAGUCUUUACUCACAAUUCAUACCUUGCAAGUCAUCAGAGAACUCAUACUGGAGAGGAACCUUACAAAUGUAAUGAGUGUGGGAAAAUCUUUCAUUACAGCUCAGAACUUGGAAGACAUCAGUUUCUCCAUACAGAAGAGAAAUUACAUAAAUGUGAUGUAUGUGAAGAUGUCUUUAUUCGAAAUUCAUUCCUUGCGAGAUAUCAGAGAAAUCAUAAUGGGGAGAAACCUUAUAAAUGUAAUGAGUGUGGCAAAUUCUUUAAUCAAAAAGCAUACCUUACAAAGCAUCAGAGAGUUCAUAAUGAAGAGAAGUCUUACAAAUGUAAUGUGUGUAGCAGGGUCUUCAAUCGAAAUUCAAAUCUUGAAAGUCAUCAGAGAAUUCAUACUGGAGAGAAACCUUACAAAUGUAAUGACUGUGGCAGGUUCUUUUCUCAAAAGCCAAACCUUGGAAAGCAUCAGAGAGUUCAUACUGGAGAGAAACCUUACAAAUGUAACAAGUGUGGGAAAAUCUUUCAUUACAACUCAAAACCUGGCAGACAUCAAUUUCUCCAUACAGAAGAGAAAUUACAUAAAUGUGAUGUGUGUGAAAAUGUCUUUCCUCAAAAUUCAUUACUUGCAAGAUAUCAGAGAAGUCAUACUGGGGAGAAACCUUAUAAAUGUAUUGAGUGUGGUAAGUUUUUUAGUCGAAAAGCACACCUUAAAAGUCAUAAGGGAACUCAUACUGGAGAGAAACCUUACAAAUGUAUUAAGUGUGGCAAGCUCUUUAGUCGAAAAAGUAACCUAACAAGACAUCAGAGAAUUCAUACGGGAGAGAAACCUUACAAGUGUAUUGGGUGUGGUAAGUUCUUUAGUCGAAAAGCACACCUUAUAAGACACCAGACAAUUCAUACUGGAGAGAAUCCUUACAAAUGUAAUCAGUGUGCCAAGGUCUUUAGUGAAAAAUCACACCUUGUAAGUCAUCAAAAAAUUCAUACCGGAGAGAACUGAUACAAAUGUAAUGAGUUUGGCAAAACCUUUUAUCACAUCUCAGCCCUCACUCAACACCUGAGAAUCCAUACAGGACAGAAAUUAUAUUGGGUUGCCCAGAAGGUUCAGUUUUUUCUGUAAGAUGGCUCUAGGAGCACUUAGUUGUCUUUAACUUCAUUCAAACAGUUUUGUUAGAUUUUAUGUGACAGCUGCGAUGUCAGCGUGCAUUUUAAAAAAAGACAUCAAAAUCGGUGAAUUUUUAUGUAGCCAUUUUAAUAUUGAAGAUGGAGGGCUUCCCUGGUGGCGCAGUGGUUGAGAAUCUGCCUGCCAAUGCAGGGGACAAGGGUUCAAACCCUGGUCUGGGAAGAUCCCACAUGCCGCGGAGCAACUAGGCCCGUGAGCCACAAUUACUGAGCCUGCACGUCUGGAGCCUCUGCUCCGCAACAAGAGAGGCCGCGUUAGUGAGAGGCCCGCGCAUCGCGAUGAAGAGUGGCCCCCGCUCGCCGCAGCUGGAGAAAGCCCUCGCACAGAAACGAAGACCCAACACAGUCAAUAAAUAAAUAAAUAAAUAAAUAAACCCAAAAGUUAAAAAAAAAAAGAAUGAAAUCCAUUUUAAAAAAAUAUAUAUAUUGAAGAUGGAAGGAAAAAAGCAACCGAAACGCAAAAAAAGAUUUGUGCAGUGUAUGGAGAAGGUGCUGUGACUGAUCGAACGUGUCAAAAGUAGUUUGCAAAAUUUCGUGCUGGAGAUUUCUCAGUGGGUGAUGCUCCACGGUCAGGUAGACCAUUUGAAGUUGAUAGCGAUCAAAUUAAGACAUUAAUUGAGAACAAUCAACGCUAUACCACGUGGGAGAUAGCCGACAUACUCAAAAUAUCCAAAUCAAGCAUUGAAAAUCAUUUGCACUAGCUUGGUUAUGUGAAUUGCUUUGAUGCUUGGGUUCCACAUAAGUUAAGCAAAAAAAAAAAACCCUUCUUGACCGUAUAUCUGCAUGCGAUUCUCUACUUAAACAUAAUAAAAAGUUCUGUUUUUAAAACAAAUUGUGAUGGGUGAUGAAAAGUGGAUACUGUACAAUAAUGUGGAAUGGAAGAGAUCGUGUGGCAAGCAAAGUGAACCACCACCAACCACACGGAAGGCUAGUCUUCAUCCAAAGAAGGUGAUGUUGUGUCUAGAGUGGGACUGGAAGUCCUCUAUCAUGAGCUCCUUCCAGAAAACCAAACGAUUAAUUCCAACAAGUACUGCUCCCAGUUAUACCAACUGAAAGCAGCACUUGAUGAAAAGCAUCCAGAAUUAGUCAACAGAAAACGCAUAAUCUUCCAUCAGGAUAACGCAAGACCACAUGUUUCUUUGAUGACCAGGCAAAAACUGUUACAGCUUGGCUGGGAAGUUUUAAUUCAUCCGCCAUAUUCACCAGACAUUGCACCUGUGGAUUUGUUUAUUUCAGUCUUUACAAAAUUCUCUUAAUGGAAAAAAUUUCAAUUCCCUGGAAGACUGUAAAAGGCACCUGGCACAGUUCUUAGCUCAAAAAGAUGAAAAGUUUUGGGAAGAUGGAAUUAUGAAGUUUCCUGAAAAAUGGCAGAAGGUAGUGGAACAAAAGGGUGAAUAUGUUGUUCAAUAAAGUUCUUGGUGAAAAUGAAAAAAAUGUGUCUUUUAUUUUUUCUUAAAAGCAGAAGGCACUUUUUGGCCAACUCAAUAUAAAUGUGAUGAAUUUGACAAAGUCUAUAGUUGAAAUUGAGACCUUGCAAU